AUGAAGACCCAAACCAUCAUCAUCGCCCUCCUCGCCGCCGCCGCCGAGGCAGCCCUAGUCCGCAUGCCCAGGGCUGCCAACGCCACAGCGGGCGCGGGAGGCGCAGACUUCGGCGACUGCACGCCGACAAUGGACUUCCAGCUGGGCCGCGCCGAGUUCAACCGCAAGGCGACCGAGGGCACCUUCUUCCCGACCGACGCCACCCUCGUUGCCAACAGCGGCCAGAGCGACGCCCUGAACCCCAACAUCAUCACCAACUUCAUCUGCGACCAGCUGACCAACGUCUGCGGCGCCAACGACGCCGCCAAGUCCCAGUGUGCUGAUGCCCAGGCUACGGUUCAGGGCCUGGGCACCAAGGACCAGAGCACUGCUGAUGCAUUCAACUCUGCCCUGGGCUUCUAA
Diaporthe amygdali is the source of this 402-nucleotide messenger RNA. RefSeq lists its product as uncharacterized. Bases 1 to 402 code for a protein of 133 amino acids. The transcript has a single exon. Lineage: Eukaryota; Fungi; Ascomycota; Sordariomycetes; Diaporthales; Diaporthaceae. The record is from RefSeq and is a predicted model, not a curated record.